Molecule: messenger RNA, 1869 nt
Organism: Bipolaris victoriae FI3
Lineage: Eukaryota; Fungi; Ascomycota; Dothideomycetes; Pleosporales; Pleosporaceae
Exons: 2
Coding region: 1-1869 (622 amino acids)
Source: RefSeq, a predicted model, not a curated record
AUGUCCUCUUUUUUACAGGAUCAAUAUCGGGGCGAGCGAGACAAGCGACUGAAUCGUAAUGAAGGUGGCUUUGAACAAUUCGUUUCCUUCGACAAAGUGCCGGAACUUGAUACCGAUCCUUGGUUUGAUCAUGAAACUGCGGCUGCCAAUCAGCCCUUGCAUGAAGGCUCAGAAGUGAAGUUGCUUAUUGCUGGAGGCGGCGGCCAUAGCGGUCUACUAACAGCAGUGAGAGUGAUUGAGGCCGGAUUUGACUCCAAGGAUGUGGUUAUUGUCGACAAAGCUGGAGGAUUCGGCGGAACAUGGUACUGGAACAGAUACCCAGGCGUGGGCUGCGACGUUGAGAGCCAUUGUUUCAUGCCUUUACUCGAAGAAACAGGGUAUGUACCAAAGCAUAGAUAUGCCUAUGGAACUGAGAUUCGUGAACACGCGGAGCGAAUAGCCAAGAAGUGGAAUAUUCAAGCACAAUUUGGCCACAAGAUCACAGGCAUGCGGUGGGAUGAACCAACACGGCGAUGGGAAGUCUCGAUGCUCCAGAAUCACAAGAAGGGCCGAACAACAGAAAUUCGAGUGAAGGCUCAAUUUGUUAUGCCAUCUUUUGGAAUCUUUCCUAUCCCGCAAAUUCCCAAGUUGGCAGGUUUCAAUGAGAUGCGGCGAAAUGUCAAGAUACUACAUUCCACUCGGUGGGAUUACGAAUUGACCGGUGGAACUCAGGCGCAGCCAGACAUGUCAAAGCUGAAAGACAAGGUAGUAGGUAUUGUGGGUACCGGUGCUACUGCCGUACAAAUUGUACCUCAGCUUGCAAAAUCCGCAAAGCAUCUAUACGUCUUUCAACGUACCCCAUCCUUUGUCGGCUAUCGAGAGCAAUCAGAGAUCACAGAAGAGGACUGGAAGAAGAUUGCGUACAAAAAGGGCUGGCAGGCAGAAAGAAUGAUCAAUUUCGAUGCCGUUCUUUGCGGUGAAGGCACUGAAAUCGAUUUAGUCAAUGAUGGCUGGACCCGAUCCACAUCAUUUUUUGCACUACAGGGGAGUGCUUCCGAGAUCGUCACCCACGAAAACCUUGAGUAUCGACAGGAGAUGGUGAAACUCGAUCUGGAAAUCGGAGAAAAAAGUCGGGCCUAUAUUGCGAGCCAAGUGCAUGACCCAAUCACUGCAUCAAAGCUGCAGCCAUGGUAUUAUGGAUGGUGCAAAAGGCCUACAUUCCAUGACGAGUAUCUAUCUACAUUCAAUAGGGACAACGUCACUCUGGUCGACUUGGAUGGCAAAGGCUUGGAAAAAUGCACUCCAUUUGGGCCGGUUGUCAAUGGGACCCCCUACGAUCUUGAUGUCCUAGUCUUCGCCACUGGGUUCUUUACGGGUUUGUCUAGUGCCCCUGGGGCUUAUUGGCCAUUCCCCAUAAUUGGGCGUGAUGGUAAAUCACUCGAGACCAAGUUUCGAACCAAGGAAUUUGCAACAUUACACGGUAUCAUGACGAGCGAAUUUCCGAACUUGUUCGUGAUUAGUCCUAGGGGUGGUGCUGUGAGUACCAAUUUUACAUCAGUCUUCGACAUCGCUGCGAAACACAUCGCAUAUAUUCUACGCACAGCAUUUGACAAAAUCGACGAUCCUAACAAAAUUGUUGUUGAACCAACAAAGGAAGCCGAAGAGGGUUGGGGUGAUGAGGUCGCCAAAAGAGCUGGACGGUUCUCGUUAGCUGGGCUAUGUACGCCUGGCUACAUGACAGGAUACGAAGAUGUGACGAAAACAACACCUGAUGAGGCCAGAGUCAAGGCACGAGGAGCACCUUUCGGUGGAGGGUUCAAUGGUUAUCGGCGUGUCCUUGAAGAAUAUCAACAAUCUGGAGGAUUACCCGGGAUUGUAGUUAGCAGUUAG